Rotaria socialis is the source of this 2697-nucleotide messenger RNA. Lineage: Eukaryota; Metazoa; Rotifera; Eurotatoria; Philodinida; Philodinidae. The record is from the annotation of a GenBank genome assembly.
AUGUCGACACCGGAGAAAAGAGAGCCCCAUCAUAAAUUUAUCAAAUCUGGGCAUCUACCACCUCCACCACCAUCGUCUUGCAAAAAACCUCGGUCACAAUCGCUGACACCAGAUCGAGACGAAAAACUCGCAUCGUCAAACGAUGAAACAGCACCUGCGUCAUCAACCAAAAAACUUGAGUUUGCUGAAAUUCGAAAGAAAUUCGAAAAUCAAAAACACGCUGACGUACCUACACAUCAUGUAUACAAAAAACGAACUUCUGUACCAGCAUCAUCAAUUACUCAGACCAAUACUUCACAUAUAUCGGCUCCUUGUCCUGCGAAAGCAGUUAAAAUUUUAACAACACAUUUCAACCAAUCGAAUGAUUCGAACACCACUGAAACAACUCUUGUCAAGCCAUCCGUAUUUUCGAGAUCGAAAUCAGGGUCACCUAGUGCAUCAUCUGACGGGACAAAUGGUUCAGCAAUAAAAAAUAUUCUUCGGGUUUCAAUGAACCGAAUGAUGAAUUCUAUAAUGAACUCAUCGAUUGAAGAAAAUGAGAAUUUACCAUCACCAUCACCAUCACCAUUACCUAAAUCAGAUGAUUCUCCUUCAUUGCCAGAAAAUGACAAUCAACAGUCAACGUCAGUUCGAAAAAUUCGUGAAAAAUUCGAUGGAGAAAAACGUCAUCAUUAUUAUCAACCAUCAGUAAAAAGCCGUGAUUCUCCACCGAUAAGUAAGUCAUCUUCAUCCAGUUUUGCAUCAAAUAAUAAUGAACCUCCAUCUCGUUGGCCACCCCGCCCAGAACAUUUCCUUAAAUCUCAAUCGUCCGAUUGGCAUUCCGUACAAUCACUCGAUACAGCUGAUAGUGUAACCGGUGAUGAUAGUCUUUCGUCCAAUCCAAUCAUUAGUAGGCAUAAUUCAUCCGAUGCAUCGUUUAGUGACGAAGAAGAAGAUUAUGAAGCUGAGCGACAAACUAAAUUACGUCGAUGUCUUGAAGAAGUUAAUGCCACUGAAAAAACUUAUGUGAACAUUCUCUAUGUACUUUCCGUUAAACUCUCAGCCGAAAUAAAAAAUACAUGUGAUAAAGACGAUAAUCUUAUUUUAACGUUUAAUAAUACUUAUAAACCAUUGCUUGGUACUAUACAACAAAUAUAUCAACUUCAUUAUGGUAUGAUUGCUCCUGAAAUAGAAGAAUAUAUAAUCGGUCAGCGUACCGGUAAUAUGUGGUCAGUAUUAGAAAAGAAUUUCAAAGUCAUUGAAGUAUUAUAUAAAAAUUAUUACGUGAGUUAUGCUGAUAUUCAAGGAAAAUUAGAUGAAUUAUGUAGAAAUAAUCCAUUGAUUAAUGAAGCAAUGAUUAAAUGUCAAACAUAUCUUGGCAAUUUAUAUCCAAUUACACAGCUGAAUUGUCCAAAUCAACGUUUACUUCGUUAUAUUCUUUGUAUGAAAACUUAUUUGAAAUAUCUCGAUGAAAAUUCUGCUGAACACAAACACACACGUUCUAUACACGAUGAACUUGACCGUAUAGCUGGACGUUGCGAAGAAGAAUUACUUAUAUCGCCUACACAGUUAAAUGAAUUAAAAGAACGGCUUGAUAAUAAAUUUGAAUGCUUUAAGGAACAACGUAAACUUAUGUGGCAUGGUCAAGUUAAGAAAGUAUCACCACGUCGACAUGCUGACAUUGCUCAACGUUAUAUGAUUUUAUUUUCUGAUUGUAUACUUGUAUGUAGUGAAGAAUCCGGACGAAAACUAGAAAUAAAACGUGAAUUAUCAAUGAGAGGUAUAACGAUAGACGUUGUACAAACUGGACGACCAUUCACGGUGCCAAGUAGUGAUCCACAAGCGAAUCCAACUACUUAUUACCAAUUUCGUGUUAAUGCUGUAGAAAAAUCCUAUGAAUUCUUAGUGGAAAAAGAAUCUGAACGUGAACUUUGGGUGAAAAAAAUUCGACAAGUAACUGAUGAUUAUAAUAAUAGAAAUCAAGCUACAGAAAUGCGUCACUCGAUUCGACAACAGCUUGAAGAACCACAACCUGGUACACGAGCGCCUAUAUGGGUGAAUGAUGUUGAUGUAUCGCGUUGUCAAAAUUGUAACAAUCGUUUUCGAACAACCAUCAUUCUAUCUCGACGACAUCAUUGCCGUUGUUGUGGCCGAUGUGUGUGCGGCUCUUGUUCAACGAAAAAACUAACUCUUGAGUAUUGUAAAACUGAAGCUGACGUACGUGUUUGUGAUACGUGUUACACAAGUUUUACUGGCCAUCCCCUGGCGAAAAACUCAAGUAUAUGGCCUAAAACAACUCGUCAUGUUGAUCAAACAAUACUUUUUGGUGAUUUUCGUUCGGUCAGUUCGGGUACACUUGUUUGGAUAGCUUUACAAGAAGACUUUCAAUUGCAUGUAUUUGGUGCUAAACUUGAUGAAGCCGAAGACUAUUGUAUAAUUCUGUCGGAUUUACUCGAUCUACAAUUUGAAGCUGAGACACGAAAAUUUGAAUUAAAAGAAACCACAAAAAAUCAUUCGUUUGCUAUUGAUUCAAAUCAUCAAAUAACCUAUCCGAAAAGUGAUUUUAUUGACGAACAAUUAAAAACUACCGAUAGUAAAUUAACAUUUUAUGCAAAUCUAUGGCACGAAGCCAUGCAACUAGCACGUUCAACAACACUUCCCGAUUGGUAUAUUCGAAAGCGUGAUUCAACUGAUAGUGGUGUGAGCAAUGUUGGUUAA